Myotis myotis is the source of this 3750-nucleotide messenger RNA. Its product is annotated as cytochrome P450 2U1. The coding region runs from base 92 to 1723 and encodes 543 amino acids. The record is from RefSeq and is a predicted model, not a curated record. The transcript is spliced from 5 exons. Gene Ontology annotation, biological process: xenobiotic metabolic process. NCBI's taxonomy places the organism in Eukaryota, Metazoa, Chordata, Mammalia, Chiroptera, Vespertilionidae. Gene Ontology annotation, molecular function: oxidoreductase activity, acting on paired donors, with incorporation or reduction of molecular oxygen, reduced flavin or flavoprotein as one donor, and incorporation of one atom of oxygen; iron ion binding; heme binding. Gene Ontology annotation, cellular component: cytoplasm; intracellular membrane-bounded organelle.
UGGUUAAGGCCGCGGCUCCCAGCGGGCAGCGGCGAGGAGCGCGCUCUCCUUGGGGCUGCGGGGAGGACGCCAAGGCCGCCCUGCACUGGCCAUGGCCGCCGCCGCGCCGCCACCGCCCCCCGAGGGCUCGCCCUGGCCCCUGAGUCUCCUGCCCGCGCCCCUGGGGCUGCUGAGGCUGGACCCCACCGGCGGCGCGCUGUUGCUGCUCGGCCUGGCCGCGCUGCUCGGGUGGAGCUGGGUGAGGCGGUGCCGGCCACCGGGCAUCCCUCCCGGGCCCACGCCCUGGCCGGUGGUGGGCAACUUCGGCUUCGUGCUGCUGCCGCCCUUCCUCCGCGGGAGGAGCUGGGUCAAGUUCGGGAAGCGUAUCCCAGACCUAGACCCCUCCACGCCGGCCGCGCAGGUGCUGCUGACCAAUCUGGCCCGAGUCUAUGGCAACAUCUAUAGCUUCUUCGUGGGCCCCUACCUGGUGGUCGUCCUCAAUGACUUCCACAGCGUGCGCGAGGCGCUGGUGCAGCAGGCCGAGGCCUUCAGCGACCGUCCACGGAUGCCGCUGGUCUCCCGAGUGACCAAGGAGAAGGGGGUUGUAUUUGCACGUUAUGGCCCAGUCUGGAGACAACAGAGGAAGUUCUCUCAUUCAACUCUUCGUCAUUUUGGCUUAGGAAAGCUUAGCUUGGAGCCCAAGAUUAUUGAGGAGUUCAAAUAUGUGAAGGAGGAAAUGCAAAAACAUGGAGGAGACCCCUUCGAUCCUUUCCCCAUUGUCCACAAUGCCAUCUCCAAUAUCAUUUGCCUCAUGUGCUUUGGCCGGCGCUUUGAUUACACCAAUAGUGAGUUUAGGAAAAUGCUUAAUUUUGUAUCACGAGGAUUAGAAGUCUGUCUGAACAGCCAGCUCCAACUGGUCAACAUAUGUUCCUGGCUUUAUUACCUUCCCUUUGGACCAUUUAAGGAAUUCAGAGUAAUUGAAAAUGAUGUUCUCAAUUUCCUUAAAAGAAUCAUCAAAGAACAUCGAGAGUCUCUGGACGUUGAGAACCCUCGGGACUACAUAGACAUGUACCUUCUCCACGUGGAUGAAGAGAAGAAAAAUAAUAGCAAUAGUAGUUUUAAUGAAGAUUACUUACUUUAUAUCAUCAGUGAUCUCUUCAUUGCGGGGACUGAUACCACGAGUAACUCUUUGCUUUGGUGCAUUCUGUAUAUGUCACUGAACCCUGACAUACAAGAAAAGGUCCACGAGGAAAUUGAAAGGGCCAUUGGUGCUGACCGAGUCCCUUCCUUCACUGACAAGGCCCAGAUGCCCUACACAGAAGCCACCAUCAUGGAGGUGCAGAGGUUGACUAUGGUAGUGCCGCUUUCCAUUCCACAUAUGACCUCGGAGAAAACAGUGCUCCAAGGGUAUACUAUUCCUAAAGGCACAGUGAUAGUACCCAACUUGUGGGCAGUGCACAGAGAUCCAGCCAUUUGGGAGAAACCUGAUGAUUUCAACCCUAAUCGAUUUCUGGAUGAUCAAGGACAACUUAUUAAAAGAGAAACAUUUAUUCCUUUUGGGAUAGGGAAGCGGGUGUGUAUGGGAGAGCAGCUGGCAAAGAUGGAACUAUUCCUGACGUUUGUGAGCCUGAUGCAAAGUUUCACAUUCGCUUUACCUAAGGAUUCCCAGAAGCCCCUUCUGACGGGGAAAUACGGUCUAACUUUAGCCCCGCAUCCAUUUAAUAUAAUCAUUUCAAAGAGAUAAAGAACAUCUCUGAAAGGAGAUGGUGAACAGGAUGUAAAUACAUGUCUUUCUAAACACAUUCUUCUUUCUACACUUGACAGCGGAUCCAGCAAUUUAGUGGAUCCAGGGUAGGCUCAGGUUGGAGACUAAAAAGAGGGUAGAACAUAUGGAAGCUUUCAUCUCGGGGCUCCUCAGCAGGAUACUUCAGCCAUUUUAGUAACGCUUGUCUGUGAUUUAGGGAAUGGGACUAGAGGACUGGAUUGGGAAGCAGGAGAUUUGGAUUUUAUUCCCAGUGGCUUCUACCAGUGAGCAUUUCCUCUCAUCUCAGUGCCUUAGUCAUUUCAUGUGGUAACAAAACUUGCCUUCUCUCUCUCAGCACUAACGAAGGUCAAAUGCCCUAUAUCUUUCCUAGCAUCACCAAAACACUGUUAAGUUCUGAAGAACAAAUUUAGGACUAGAAGGUCUGAAACAAGUCUGUGCCACAGAUCUUAUGCCAGUUGAGGGGUGGAGUGGGGUGGGGGUUGUUCUUGUUAAUCUUUUUAUGAUUUUAGUUUUUACUUUUUGUAGACAUGGGAGGAAGUGGACCCUGGUCCAGUAAUGCUGAGGAAAGGUCAUAGUCUGAAUUUAUAUGUCUACCUUCCAUUUCAACUACAUAAGAGUCAGACUAGCUGAAGAUGUGGCUUCAUGGCAGAAUUCCUUCCUGCUGAGUUUACUUGCAAAGAUAUAGCUCUACCUUUUGACUUGAGUCCUAAAUAGUGAGCUUGGGAAUUCUGAUACUAGGAUUCCGGUUGUAGUGAAUUCUUUCCUAUUCUCCCUGCCACCAGGCCUAAUGUAUCUUAUCCUUAAACACCAUCAAAGACAGUAAGAAAUUCUUAUUUGUAUUAAAAUAACUAAAUUGUUUCUUAAUAAAGAAAGCCCCUCAAGAAGAGCAGUUCUCAAGAAAGGUAACGGUCUCUUUCAGGGGGUGUUUGGAAAUGUAUGGGUGUAUUUUUGGUUAUCACAACGAUGGGGGUGCUACUGGCCUUUUGCUGCCUUAAGGCCUGGAUGCCAAAGGUCUGAGCAAUUCUGUACAAGAACUGUCCUGCCCAGUAUGCCAGUAUUGCUCCCAGUGAGAACACAGUCCAAAGAAUGGUGAGCCUUUUCCUUUAUUUAUCCAUAGUACUCCUUCCUUACAUAGAAGUAAUCAUGAUAAUAAUAUAAACAACUCUAUUUUUUAGCUUUUCCUUCUGCUGGUACCAUAUUCAAUGCUUUACAUGUAGGCAUACAUAAUGCUUACAGAUUAUUAAGAGGAUGCCAUUUUGUAGCCGAUAAAGCCAAAGCGUAGAUGUUUAGGUACCUAGUGAAAAGGUUCAUUUCAAAUUUACCAGUCUUUGUGCCAGUCUCUCUAAACCACUUCUCUGUACUGCCACCACUUGAUCCCUAGCAGUUUACCCCUCUGCAUUUUCAAUAUGGACAAAUGAAACACAGGCUAAUCUUUAGGUGCCUCGAGGAUUUUUUCUUAAUUAAAAAAGAAAACACAACUAAUAAAUGAAGUGCCCAGGAACAAACUGUAAGUAGAUGGAGAGGCUGUGGUAUGGAUUUUAGAUAAGAUACAUGUGUGGAUUAAAGUGCACCUUGAGCAGGACAGUUUGUUCCUGAUCUGGAAUUUUUUAGGCUUUUGAAUUGCACUAGUAAUUUGGGAUUAACAAGUUUAUUACUCCUUAAUUUUAUACAUGCUUAAUUUCAACUUUCCUAACAAAACAGUUCAUAGCUUACUUGAGGGGAAAAAGUGUUUUAUGUGUGAGUAUGUUGAAAUCAGAUGUUUAUUAAACUCUUAAAUAUAAUAUCUCACAGUGUAGCACUUUAAAAACAGCUUUAUAUGGCUAGUCACCAAAAAGGCAAGUAAUGCUUUCCUUGCACAUGUUGACAUUUUAUGAUUUUAUACUUUAUGAUUUGUUGAAAUGUAAAAACUGUAGUACUUUGUUUUAUAAAUUUUCCUAAUAUCUAAUUUUUAGUCUUCAUCUUUAGCAUAAUUUUUAUGCUUUUAUUAAACAUUUUAGUUUCGCUUU